This is a messenger RNA of Caenorhabditis sp. 36 PRJEB53466, 640 nucleotides long. The record is from the annotation of a GenBank genome assembly. Lineage: Eukaryota; Metazoa; Nematoda; Chromadorea; Rhabditida; Rhabditidae.
AUGGAUCCGCUCGCCGCUCUUCCUCAUGACUCGCCCCCACCGUACUCGCAGAUCGAUGGUCCGAGUGCGGUCGCCGUCGGAUCGCAACUUUUCUCUCGAAUCUAUUCGGACAGCUCGAAGGUCUGUGGCGCCAAAAGUUUUCUGAUGAUCUACUCGGGUUUCCUCGCCUUGUUCCUCCCGAUGCUCAUUCAUUUUGCCAACUUUCACGUUGGCUCCCCACACGACUUUUCCUGGCUCAAUAUCGGAAUUGUCGCCCUUCAGUUGAUCGUUUUUGUGAACGCCUACCGUCAGAACCGAAUCGCGCUCCUACACUUGCAGUGCUUCAUUGUGAGCUCAUUAUUCUCAACGUUUCUGUAAUAAUUCAAUUUUCAGUGCGUUCUCUCGCUCUUCUGCCUCUCCGGACCCGUCGCUUUCCUCUCCAUUCUGGCUUCUUUCAAACGUGCCGAGUACCCGCAUCUCGCCCGAGAACUCAUGUUGGUUAUUGUCUCCUCAAUUUGUCUCAUUCGUGAGUUUUUACUAUUUAAGUUCGUUUUUUGGAGUUUUCAUUCGGUUUUCAGUUGGCGUCUUCCAAACCAUCAUCAUUGAGUGUCUGUACGUAAAGCUGGAGAGAGCCAGAGAGAUCGAUGGAAUUGUGGCUUGA